CCAUGCGCAGUCGCGCAGUGUUUGCCGUGAGUUGAGUGUGGAUGGAAACUGGAUUGUGGGAAAAUUUUAGCAGUAAAGGGUUCAUUGUAAAGAAUGGAUUUACUUGGCUCAAUACUAAAUUCUAUGGACAAACCACCAUCCUUUAGCAACAAACAAAGGAGUUUGAUGAAAAAACACAAAGAAGAGAUUCUGAAAAAACAGAGAGAAGAAAAAGAGAAGCUCAAAGCCUUUAGGGAGACAAUUGAAGAAAAUAUUAACAAGUUCCUACAAGAUGAAUCACUACAGAAACACAAGUUUGAACCUAUGGAGCAGGUCUACAGAAGUAUUGUACGUGAUGUGGCAGAAGUAGCUGGAGUUCCAGCAUUUUCAAUAGGUGAGGAAGGAAUAGACAGGCAUGUGAUGAUUUUUAAGCCAGAGUUUGCCCCAAGUGAUGAUGAAUUAGCAGCACUGAGACGUGGAGAGGAGUGGGAUCCUGAAAAAGCAAAGCUACUGGCUCAGAAGCAAGAACUAGAAAGGAAAGAAGAGGAAGAGAGGGCACUGAAAACACCGAAAGACUUCGUUCCCAGUUCCAACUACAGAGCAAAAUAUGAACAUCUGAUUGGUCGAGAGGCAGCAAAGGAAGCAGCUAGAAAAACUCAAACUAAUAAACAGUAUGGCUUUGUACCAAGUGAAAAUAAGAAAGAUGUCCGGUCGAUUGAACAGACAUUAGCUGAUAUCCAGUCAAAGAAGCGUCAGAAAGUGAGCCAUACUCCAACACCAGAUCUCGCUGAAUGAACACAUCCAUCAGUACCAGUAACUUGUGUUGGGAUUAUUUCAUAGAUAGCAUAUAUCUUUAGAUGUUUGUUCUACCAGAUAUUCAUUGGUACUGUCUUGCAUUUGUAUUCUGUCUAUUCAGACAUUAUUGCAAGGAAAAACGCUUGCUAAAAAUGUUUUCAACACACAGCAUUCAAGGGAUUCCUGGCAUAGGAGCCAUACAGCAUUGCAACUUGAGAUUUCAGACACAUCACAAUGAAAAUUUGUGUUUUAAAAGACUAAUGACCUGUUCAUAUUGUAGUCUUCUGUAUUAUGACACCUCCUGUACAAUACCAUAUGGAUCUUCACUGCUGUAAAACCUUAAGGUCAUACUUAUAAACUAGCUGAAGGAGCUAAGAGUUCAAAUAGCUGAAUGAACAAGUGGAAAACAAACUUUCAUUUGGUAUUUUCCAUAGUCACAUUUAAAUUUGUAAAUGUGUAAUUUCAACAACAUAUUACUAGUAAACAAUAUCUCUAAUUUGACUCAUUCUGAGAGAGCAGCAGUAAUCAAAUGGAGGUCACAAACUGUUUAGCAAAAUAUUGUAUUCUGUUCUGAGAAACUGUAUAUAAAUAAAGUCAUUAUUAGAUGA
Messenger RNA from Cryptotermes secundus, 1382 nucleotides. RefSeq names its product sperm-associated antigen 7. The transcript has 6 exons. Bases 94 to 774 code for a protein of 226 amino acids. Lineage: Eukaryota; Metazoa; Arthropoda; Insecta; Blattodea; Kalotermitidae. The record is from RefSeq and is a predicted model, not a curated record. Gene Ontology annotation, molecular function: nucleic acid binding.